AUGCCUCCUGCACAUUCGCUGCUUGUCGUCCCAAAACUCUUCUCGCACUACAUCCCUGCCAAUGACCUCUCAGCCGCUGACCUCUUGCUCUUUGAGCUUCCUGCUUUUGCACCUCAGAACCACGCCCAGCUCGAACUCAGCACCGACUCUCCGACAGCCUUCUCCGAUGAGAUCACGACCCUCACCGAUAUCCUUAACCAUGCCCAGCUCGAACUCAGCACCGACUCGCCGACAGCCUUCUCCGAUGAGAUCACGACCCUCACCGAUAUCCUUGUUCCUCCUCGCGAUGUGGUUUUGAAGCUGCGCGGCCAACUAAGGCAUCUAUUGAACACUCCAGGCCUUCUUUAUCGCAGUAUCCGCGCGAGUACGAGCUUUCAGCAACCUGUCUUGGUUCCACUCUGGACCGUGACCUUUUGGUUCGAUAUCUUCGAUGCCAUGAUCUUCGUGCCGAAACUGCGUGACGCGAUGAUCUACAGUCGUGUCCACACUUCUCGCAACGUCCCAGUAUACCUUUCACAUGUUGUCGUCGGUUUAGAGCAUUUCUGGACGACCAUCGGUUGGAAUGUGCCAUUACCGUGUGGGCCAACCCAUCUCAAUGGUAGCCACACCACCAUCCAUAUGUGCGACCUCUUUGAUCUCUUUGCUGAUCGUGACAUGGAUGGCAAGCUUGUAGAAGCUGUCAUACAUCUGUUCCGCGGCUGGAUAGCCAUGCAUCAUCUCCAGUGUCAGGCUUGA
This is a messenger RNA of Peniophora sp. CBMAI 1063, 735 nucleotides long. The record is from the annotation of a GenBank genome assembly. NCBI's taxonomy places the organism in Eukaryota, Fungi, Basidiomycota, Agaricomycetes, Russulales, Peniophoraceae.